Molecule: messenger RNA, 770 nt
Organism: Tigriopus californicus
Lineage: Eukaryota; Metazoa; Arthropoda; Copepoda; Harpacticoida; Harpacticidae
Gene: Adi1
Product: acireductone dioxygenase-like
Exons: 3
Coding region: 139-711 (190 amino acids)
Molecular function (GO): acireductone dioxygenase [iron(II)-requiring] activity
Source: RefSeq, a predicted model, not a curated record
GUGGAGUAGUCUGCCCAGCUGAGAAGCCGAGUCAAGUGGUGAAGCUAGCUACUAGCUAGGCCUAUGACGUAGGCAGACCACCUGUGGGUCAACCGAUCGUAGUAUUAGUCACUGGUGGCCAGUCCGAGAGCUGGCAAGAUGAGUCGCGCUUGGUACAUGAAUGAUCUGCCCGAUGAUCAACGACUGGAACGUCAGAUGGAUCCACCUCAACCGGUUGAAAUAUCUCAGCUUCGAGAACUUACCGGUGUGACCCACUAUAAGUUAAACCCGGCGACUUUGGCGACGGAUGGCGUGUUGGAAGGAAUCAAGCAAGACAGAGGUUACAACUACGAAGAUUGUUGCGAAAUUUCGAAGGGAACCCUCCCGGAUUAUGAGGUCAAGAUCAAGAACUUCUUCACGGAACACAUCCAUACGGAUGAGGAGAUUCGCUUCGUUGAAAAGGGUUCAGGCUACUUUGAUGUUCGCGAUAAGAACGAUCGGUGGAUUCGAAUUGAAUGCCUGGAAGGGGAUUUGAUUAUCCUGCCGGCGGGAAUCUAUCAUCGAUUCACAUUAGACAUGAAUAAUUAUAUCAAGGCUCGCCGAUUUUUCUGUGGCGAACCCAUCUGGACCCCCCAUAAUCGGCCUGCCGACCAUUUCAAGGAACGGCAAUCGUACGUCUCAUGGAUGAAGACAAACUUCCAAGGAGAGCCCGCUCUAACUUCCGCUCAUUAAGCACAAACAACGGAUUUAUUCAUCAUUCAUAACACCCAAUAAACUAAAUUUAUUGACCA